AUGAAACGAAUUGCUGAUGAUAUAGGAGUGAACUUCAGUAACACUAAUGCACCACCAGAUAUCUUAGACAUGCGAAUUUUUAUGGAAAAGCUUCACUCAAUACCUAUACCAGAUUUGAGAUCACUACUAGAGAGCAAUAACUUCUACAACGCUUCAAGCAUCAUGAAUUUGAGUCAAGUGGAUGCGACAGUACAUAAGCUUCGCCGUUCCCAUCAGGCUCUGGACAAAUUUCCCGCUCGAAAUCCAUCCAUAAGCGAAGAAACAGGAACGGCAACGAUGGUUCGAGUUGGCAUGGAGAAGGCGACGCAGAAGGACAUCCCUCAUUGUUUAAUAGUGAAUUGGACGCAGUACCUUCUCCUUGUAGCUCCACCUACCGCUCAUUACUACAUAAUUCUUGAUCCGUGGGUGGCAGUACCGAGUAACGAAUACAUGGAGCGACUCAACCAAGUUCUCAACGAAACGUCACCAAGAACUAUAACUAAUUAUGUAAUGGUACAGUAUAUACUGUCGUGGUUACCUCUGUUAGAGAAGAAGUACAGUGAUCUACUAAAUUGGUUCAAAUCUAUGGUCGAUGGUACAGUACCUCCACAGAAUAGAAGUGAAGCUUGUUUCGUUGAAACUCAGAAGCAUUACAAAGUGGCCAUGUUAGCGAUGUACGCGCGUUUCCGGUCGACACAGGUCCUAAGACAAGUAGCGCUAGAUAUGGUCAAGGGGAUUAUUGAAGGUCUUAAAGAAGAGAUCAGAGAGAACAAAUGGAUGGACGAGAAGUUCAAAAAGGCUGUGUUAGAAAAGGUGAAUCUAAUCAGUUGGAGCCUUCUUGACGAUCAUUUGUUCUACAACGAUUCUGCAUUGGACAUGUUAUAUGCCGCGCAUUCAUCGCUAGUAAAUCGACCUUUUCUCGAUAUGCUGGAUGAAGUUGCUUUAUUAGAAAAGAUAGAUUCUUUCAAUGCGGUUGUGAAAAUGACUUCUAUGGAGGAACUGAGGGCAGUGUAUAGAACAUUUAGUAAAAUGGGCUAUCAAGUUAAUGCCUAUUACAUGCCAUCUCUCAACAACAUAAGUAGACGUUUCGAUGGGAAAGGAGUAGAACGAGAUUGGUGGAAAGGAAUGGAUAAAACAGUUCAACGAAAAGGCAGAGUGCUAUGUGGAACAGUACGGAAAAGUGAAAAUUCCAAAAUUCAACAUGUCUCUGAAGGAAGACUGACACUCGCGGAAAACACUGCCGAUAACGAAGGUUUAAAAAUCUCCUACAGGCAUUUAGCUGCAGGAAAGCUGGAACCUGAGAAGCUAGCCGCCAAGGAGGUAGCCUCCUCUUACGUGAGCGGUAGCCUGCACGAAGUCAUAAAUCCCUAUGAAGCCUACCGGGAUUAUGUUGCAAAACAAACCGAUGCUGAGAAAAUCGAGUCUGUGGAUGGUUUCACUAGUGAUCACUUGUUUUUCCUCGGAUCCGCUUCGCUUUGGUGUCGCAAAACGGCAGAGUUUACCUUGUAUGAAGGUAUCACACAAGAACAUACACCUUCGGAGUACGUGAGCCACGACGUGGUCGAUGCGAAGACAUCGGCUGCACAAAUGCAGCUUGGCCACAAUCGUAGGCUGGCUUACAGAAUUCCGGAUAACGGUGGCAACGUGCGGUGGAUGGCCAUCCACAUUCUCGUUAAUCGAGCAGAAAACGCAUGA
Ostertagia ostertagi is the source of this 1674-nucleotide messenger RNA. The record is from the annotation of a GenBank genome assembly. NCBI's taxonomy places the organism in Eukaryota, Metazoa, Nematoda, Chromadorea, Rhabditida, Trichostrongylidae.